Messenger RNA from Phlebotomus papatasi, 1982 nucleotides. Its product is annotated as syntaxin-6. The coding region runs from base 564 to 1376 and encodes 270 amino acids. Lineage: Eukaryota; Metazoa; Arthropoda; Insecta; Diptera; Psychodidae. The record is from RefSeq and is a predicted model, not a curated record. Gene Ontology annotation, cellular component: membrane. Gene Ontology annotation, biological process: Golgi vesicle transport; intracellular protein transport. The transcript has 5 exons. Gene Ontology annotation, molecular function: SNAP receptor activity.
CAAUCAACUCAGCUGUGCUGUACCUCUUGUAGAGUGUGGAAAGUUUGACAUCGUGCGUGAAAAGUCUUUUCUAUUUGCCCUUUUCCUUUGUAGGGGAAUUUUCCUGGCUUUUCCAUCUGCCAGCAAGAGACAACAGAUGCUGUGGCAUUUACCCCUGCGACAGUGACUCAUAUAUGAAGAUCAAUACGGGUAAGUUCAUCAAUAAUUCUUCACGGUUCAGUGUGAGUGGAAAAGCGCUGGGGAAAAGCGAUGUAGUGCCACAGGGAGGAAAAGCCAAAACAAAAUACAAUUUUUUCACUCCCAUAAGUCCAAAAACAAAUAAAAAAACAACACUUGAAACAUUUUUUGUACAAAGAUAUCCAAGCCAAAGAUUAGAGAUAGGUGAACAAUAUAUAGAGACAUUUAUACAAGAGAAAACUUUUGAUUAAAGAGUGUCGUAGGAUUUUUUUUCGUGACAUUUUUCUUGUGCAAUUUUCACUUCAAUCGGAAGACAUUCCAUGUUUUCCCCAUUUUCACCUGCAAUUCCACCUUGUGUUUAGUUUUUUCGUCGUCCUCAGUGUGUCAUGUCUUUGGAGGAUCCAUUCUUUGUGGUCAAGGACGAGGUUUUCAAAGCACUCAACAAGACACGAGGACUGUACUUAAGGUGGAGGGAGUUGGGUGAUUCCAGUGGAGCCGAAGUUGAGUGGACAACGACAGAAUUGAGGAAUUCCCUGAGGAGUAUCGAGUGGGAUUUGGAAGACCUUGAGGACACCAUAGGAAUCGUCGAAAAGAAUCCCAGUAAGUUUAAGAUCGACAAUCGUGAACUGAUCACAAGGCGUCACUUCAUUGAAGCCACAAGGAAUGAAGUGAAGUCGAUGAAAGAUGAGAUUUGCGUGAGUCGGAGUCGAGAUAGAGACAUUACAGCUCGUCAGCCACUUCUGGACGCCCCUACAGACAGUCCCAGUGUCAUAACAGCUCCACCAUCCCUCAUGAGUUCAGCCACGCAGAAUCUGGCUUCGGCCGCUGCUCGCCACAGUGGCACAAAGUACUCAAAGUUGGAGAAUACCCUGGACAGCCCGACGCAUAGGUUCCUGGGCGAGAGUGUCUCAGCCCAGCAGCGUAUGUUUCAGGGUCAGGAUGAGCAACUAGAUGUGAUCAGUGACUCAAUUGGCACACUCAAAACAGUAUCUAGGCAAAUUGGGUCAGAACUGGACGAGCAGGCGGUCAUGCUGGAUGACUUUGGGAAUGAACUGGAGAACACAGACUCCAAACUGGACUCUACAAUGAAGAAAAUGGCCAAGGUCCUCCACAUGACCAAUGACAAUCGACAGUGGAUGGCCAUUGGAGUAUUGUCUCUGGUUCUUCUGAUUGUGAUAAUUCUGUUCAUUCUGCUAUAGAGCUGAAGACGUUCGGAGGGGAGAGAAUGGCCAGAGAGAGAUCGAAAAGACAGAUGAUCGUGGUGUGUAAAUUGAGGAAUCACUUAUCGUGUAUUUUAGAAAUGAAAUCAACGUCUUGCACAUGCAAUUUGUGUGGAGAGAGUGUUUGUGGAGAGUAUGGCUAGAGGAAAAUAUAAAAUCAUAGAAGAAUAUUCACAAGGAAAAUUUGAUCAAAGAAGAUUAUAAAAACGUAAAACAAUUUUUAAUUUAUGUGAAAACAGAAAAUUUUGUUCAAAACGAGCAAAAAAUGCACGAGAUUAGUUUCUAAUUAUUGAAAUAAUAGCAUUUUUUAAAUGUAUUUAAAAAAAAGAGAAUAAUGGUGAACUCAAACGAAAUAAUUCUUCCUGAUAUAAAAAAAAGACGUAGAAAACAAUUCUCAGAGUUUGAAUUAGAAGAAAAAAUUCCAAAAAAAAGUUCAGAGAUAUUUUCAAAGAUUUUACGGGGACCGAUUAUGAAAAACUAGUCAUUUACUUUUGAACCUCUGUACAUAAUAAAUCCAGCAUUAUGAGUAUUUAUUGUAGAAUGAUUAUAGACAUGGAAAUACAAUUAUAACUUACCCUUAUUGGC